AAGAUGAUCCAUUAUGGAGACAUAGCUAUACGACUCAGCCGCAGUGCCCUGAGCUGCCCAGGGCAAGCCUGCUUCUGGCCAAAAUCCAGCUCUGGUGUGGUCAUUGUUCCCUACACAUUGUCUUCUGAUUACUCCUCCGCUGACUCUGCCGUUAUCCACUCAGCCAUUCGGGAAUAUUCCUCCUUAACGUGCAUUCGUUUUGUGGAAAGGAAAACAGAGACAGAUUAUAUCCAGAUACGCUCAGUGGAUGGAUGCUGGUCUUAUCUGGGCAGGAUUGGAGGGCCUCAGGAUCUCUCUUUACUCAACCCUGGCUGUGUAUCGAAGGGGAUUGUUCAACAUGAACUCAACCACGUCCUGGGAUUUGUCCAUGAGCACACGAGGAAUGACCGUGACGCCUAUGUGGACAUAAACUGGAAAUAUAUAUCAGACGCCUACAAAAGUAAUUUUGAGAAGUUCCAGCCAGAAACCAAUAACCUGGCCUUGCCUUAUGAUUACAUGUCCGUGAUGCACUAUGGAAGAUAUGCCUUCACCAGCGUCCUCGGACAACCCACAAUAGUGCCAAAGCCUGACGCCACUGUCACUAUAGGGCAGAGAUAUGGACUGAGCAGCCUGGACCUCGUGAAGAUAAAUCGUUUGUAUCGGUGCGACAUGUGUAGUUUUAUUCUCUGUGAGCUCUCUGGCACUUUUCAUUCUGGAUACACGGAUUCUGCGCCUCUCAAUACACCGGGUUGUGUCUGGCUCAUUCGUGUUCCUGCAAACAAGGUCAUUUUGCAGUUCCAUAUCUUCAGUACAUCUCCAGCCUGCUCCACUGACUACAUGAUCAUUUACGAUGGAGCCAGCAAGUCCUCUAGGGUGCUUCUAAAUACAACAUGUAGGACGGCGGAGCCUCCACCAGUGGUGUCCACUGGAAGCCUGAUGUUAGUGGAAUUUUGGAGCAACCAGAAGACAAGUUUCUCAGCCUCAUACCACACAGUGUCUUGUGGUGGGACAUUCACAGCUGUAAAUGGGACAGUGACAUCGCCAGGAUUUCCCACCAAGUAUUUUCCGUCUACGGACUGUAAAUGGUCCAUUGUGGCUCCUCUUGGGUGUAAGGUGCAGCUCAUCUUUACCUCUUUUACCCUGGAGCUUUCCCGUAACUGUAUCUAUGAUUACCUCUCCAUUCUGCAUGGUUCUUCAGAUGACUCCUCAAUUUUAGCAAAGUUUUGUGGAUCCAAGAAGAUGGAGACACUGGUAUCUGCAGGGAACUGGGUGCUGCUAGAGUUUCACACGGAUAAAUCAGUGCAAAGUACUGGGUUCCAAGUCAAGUACACUUGGGUUCCCAUGCAUAUCAAUGUUUCUUCAUCGCUUCAGACUACCCUGCGUAGUCCGGCUUUAUAA
Molecule: messenger RNA, 1377 nt
Organism: Bufo bufo (common toad)
Lineage: Eukaryota; Metazoa; Chordata; Amphibia; Anura; Bufonidae
Product: astacin-like metalloendopeptidase
Exons: 10
Coding region: 4-1377 (457 amino acids)
Biological process (GO): proteolysis
Molecular function (GO): metalloendopeptidase activity; zinc ion binding
Source: RefSeq, a predicted model, not a curated record